Hibiscus syriacus is the source of this 1130-nucleotide messenger RNA. RefSeq names its product CRIB domain-containing protein RIC7-like. The record is from RefSeq and is a predicted model, not a curated record. The coding region runs from base 447 to 1022 and encodes 191 amino acids. NCBI's taxonomy places the organism in Eukaryota, Viridiplantae, Streptophyta, Magnoliopsida, Malvales, Malvaceae. The transcript has 4 exons.
GCGGUCAACGCUAGAUUUUCCCGUUGACCAUACACCCCCCUCCCCUUUGCCGCCAAUCAAAACAUCCCUCCCCUUUCCCUUCACUUCCAUUCUUCGAGAUUUUCCCACCCUUCACACACGUCUCCCCUCUCUCUUUUCUUGAUUGUGGAUAAGCCCCAAUUCGAACAGAACAAAUCGUUGCUUCGACAAUCAAGGAUCGAAAGGGUUUCCGCCCUUAUUUUUCUUUUUGAUUUCACACCUUUUUGACCCCCCCCCCCCCCAAAAAAAAAAUCGUCGACUUGAUUUCUUAGGAUCACAAACAUCGUUGAAAGGGAGGGGAUCCUGAAUCGGAAAAAAUGGCGUUAUCGUGAAUGAGAACAUUCACCGUUCCAUCGUCUUCUUCUCCAGCUGAUGCUGUUAAUUUCGCAUAGACAUUGCCGAAGGAUCCCAAAUUACUCUCAAAUAAUAUGAAGGGUCUUCUCAAAGGUUUAAGAAACUUUCACAAUAUGUUCGAUGUAAAAGAACAAGAAAUGCAAAUAGGGAAUCCUACGGACGUAAAGCAUGUUGCUCAUAUUGGUAUGGAUGGUCCUGCUGCCAGUAAGCCUAGCUGGAUGAAUGGGUUUGAUUCAGCUCAAGAGAUCUCAUCCCAAACUCUAGCCAAUGAUCUACAAGAGGGGGAUUUAGGAAAUCAUGAGCCAUUGCCACCAACCGAGAAGCACAAGAAAUCAAGGCGCAAGCCAUCAAUAGAGAACGGAUUGGACGACAAGUCUCUGAUAGACGGCGAUAAGGGCAAGAAGCACAGACGCCACCGCUCGUCGAACCACUCGAUGGAGUCCCACUCGAUGGAGUCCCCCAGUCGGGAGUCGUCUUCUUCCCACGGGAGACGCCACUCGAACCUCAACGCCGAUGGCGGCGAAUCCGCCGACAUGCCCGACAUCCCAAAGAAAUCCCGACGGAAAAAGUCGAAGGCAUCGGAGGGGGGGUCCUCAUCAUCAAGAUCAAAAACAGGUUCCUUGCCUGAUGUAGGUGAGCUUGAAUCUUAAAAAAAAUGAAUGAACGGCAAAAACAACAACGUGAUAGGGGCUGCCCAUGCAUGGUUUUUCAUGGCUCAACAGCACCAGAUAACAUAAAAUGAAACAACAGGGUUUAAA